Molecule: messenger RNA, 852 nt
Organism: Cladocopium goreaui
Lineage: Eukaryota; Dinophyceae; Suessiales; Symbiodiniaceae
Source: the annotation of a GenBank genome assembly
CAGCAUGUGCAGCAUGGCUCUUGGUUGCCGGCCUAUUGGCCUCGGCAAUGUCCAUAGCGGUGCUGGACUGUGGCCCAGUGCGGGUCCAUCAGCUCCAGCUUGGACCGAUGAGCAACUACCAGUAUGUACUGGACAAUGGCAAAGUUGCCGUUACCGUGGAUGCAGCUUGGGAUAUUCCCAAGAUUCGCCGAUACGUGGAGAAGAAAGAGUUGAGGUUGGUCGCAGGUCUAUACACCCAUGGCCAUUUUGACCAUGUUGGAGGCAAGUUCCCAGGAUCAAGUGAGGGACCUGUACAGGGUGCGCUUGAGCUUCAGGAUUUGCCCCUGUACCUGGGAGUCAGAGAUAUUGAGGCAGCAGAGCUUCAGACACAGGUGGCGGCAUCGAAAUGGCAUCCUCUGAAGGAAGGAGACAAAGUUCAGCUCCUUGGUGACGAUGUUCAGAUUUGGGUGAUAGACACUCCUGGUCAUACCUUAGGCGGCGUGACAUUUUGGGUUGAGGGAAAUUUCCAUGAAGCUUGUGGUGAAGGCUUGAUGUUCACGGGUGACACUCUAUUCCUAAAGAACGUAGGACGUACCGACUUACCAGGUGGUGAUCCCUCUUCCUUGCAACGCAGCCUUGCUCGAUUGAGUGGCGCUGUGGAUGGGGCGCAAAUUCUGCCGGGGCAUAGCUACGAUUCACCUCCCAAGCGGGCAGAUUUAGCCACAGUGCGACGGACAAAUUCAGCCAUGAAAGCUGCCAUGGCCAGGUUUCCAUCGCCGCCACCAUUGCCUUGGUCGCGCUCCAAAGUGGAGUUGUAAGCGCCAGAAAACGUGCUUCCGAGAAAUGGAGGGCAUGUGGAGGGCAUGAAAGGAU